AUGCCUAGAUACAUCUACCUCCUACACGCAAAUGACGAAUCCGAGUCGGACAUAACGCCAACGCACGAGAAGACUGAAAUCCUCACCAAGAUGCUUGAGUACAAUAAAGCCCUUUCCGAGGCUGGACUCUUCUUCUUCGCUGACGGAUUCCGGUCAUCCAACGAAGGUGCGCGGGUGAUUUUCUCCGACUCCAAGACUACGAAUGUGCAGAACGGGCCUUUCGAUCGAGAAGGCCUGAUCCGUGGGUUCUGGGUCGUCAGGGCGAAAGAUCUGGACGAGGCCGUGGCAUGGGCUAAGAAGGUGCCGGUCGAGGACACAGUGAUCGAGGUCAGAAGAUUGGGGGAGAUUGAGGACUUUCAGGAUGCGAUGACGGAGGACUUGAAGCGCCAGUUUGAGGGGGUGGGUGCUAAGGCGGCUGAGAAUGCGAAGGCUGCUUGA
Exophiala aquamarina CBS 119918 is the source of this 438-nucleotide messenger RNA. RefSeq lists its product as uncharacterized. Lineage: Eukaryota; Fungi; Ascomycota; Eurotiomycetes; Chaetothyriales; Herpotrichiellaceae. The transcript has a single exon. Bases 1 to 438 code for a protein of 145 amino acids. The record is from RefSeq and is a predicted model, not a curated record.